This is a messenger RNA of Aphanomyces astaci, 2398 nucleotides long. RefSeq lists its product as hypothetical. Lineage: Eukaryota; Oomycota; Saprolegniomycetes; Saprolegniales; Verrucalvaceae. The coding region runs from base 21 to 2312 and encodes 763 amino acids. The transcript has 9 exons. The record is from RefSeq and is a predicted model, not a curated record.
UGUCGCUCACUGCUCCCAUCAUGCAGGUUCGUCGACGAGGGUCUGUGUCCUCGUUGUGGCAGUUCGCGCGACCAGGUGGUGGCUGCAGCGUGCAUCUUCGUCGCAUUGAGUCCACUUCCCCAGACACGGUAUAUGCCGUGAGCACACUGCCACAUGUGCUGCACCUCCUCCAAGGCAGCAAGAUCAAGUGUACAUUUCAUGUAGAAGAAGCCAUUGUCGAUGUUGCGUCCUUUGACGGCAGCAUCGCGAUCGCUGGAGACAGGGGUAGCAUUUGGCUCGUUCCAUGGCCAACGUUGACAGACCGUUCGAUCACUCUCUGUAGUCGACGUCACGACAACCUCCACCACGGCGACGUCCGGGAUGACGUGGUCCGGGAUGACGUGGCCGCACUUGGACAGUCUCGCCACCAAGUCCGUGCGAACCGAAAACGAUCGCUUGAUUCCACCAGCGACAAGGGGCAACCUCACGUUCCGAUCCUUCACAUUCCUGGCGUGCGCAGCAUCUCUUGCCACGUCGACGACUCGUUGUCAGUGGUCGUUUUCUCCAUGGGGGUGUUGGCUCCCACGGCUGCGUCCGUGUUGUCACCCCGCCGCAACAAGCUCGCGGAGCCCAUCGAAUACGCAGACCUUGAAGGAGAAAUGCCCACGUGCAUGCUCUACGUGUCCAAGGCCACCGCCAGCCAAUCGUUUUUCGACAACGCAUGCGAUUCAAAGUGCGACGGGUGGCUCGUGCAAGGCGACGUGGACGGCCGCGUGCGCGUGGUGGCGGUGGACGUCCGCAAGGCAGUUCUGUCCGCCUUCACCCUUUGGAGUUUCAAAGACCAAGCCAUCCAACAAUUGCUCGCCGUGUCGUCAGAUGCGAUUGCUGUGCUAGGCUCGUUGGGACGACUGGUGGUGCUGGGGGCGUUGGGGCGUGUGCUCAUGGACGUCCAGCUACAUUUCCCAGUCGAUUCGAUCGUGUAUCAUUCGAUAGCCAAGAAGUUCGUGUAUGUGGCCCGGGGCCAGUGCUACGCUCAUGCGCUGAGUUCAUCCAGCAGCGCUGCGCUCCAUCACAUUCCUCGUGACGCCAAGCGAGUCGUCGCGUGUGCAGAACCAAGUCGAAUCGGCGUCCUGUCAAAGCUCUGCAGAUUGUUCACGACGGUGCUUGAGCCAGAAGGAUCGAAUGAUCGAGCCAGUGUCCCUCAAGGCUCGGACAAGGCUCUGCAAAUGCAAGUGGCCAAGAUUACUCGGGCAUCGGCUGACAUGACUGCGGCGGCGUCCACCGCGUUGUCGUUGAGUGCAUCCAUCCACAAGAUGAAUUCCACGAGGCGGUUUCUGCAGUUUUGUCAGGUCCAAGAUGUACGCAAAUACUUUCACUGCAAAGUGUCGGUGACGAAUCUUGGCCGCGAAUCUCAAGCAUACAAUGGUGUAUUGGAGCUAUCAAUGCAUGUGAAUCCAAAGGUAGCACCGCUUGACCUUGUGUUGACAGACUGGAACGUGCUAGUGGUGCUUCGGGAGCGAUCAAAGAGCCACCAAUAUACAUUUCCAUGGCGAGAUUCGCUUUCCGAGCACAUUCGCUUGGACGCGUUCGAGUUGUUUGCAGCGGGGGCUGCGAAAUUGGAAGUCCACGUGUACCUCGUCUACGACGACCGCCCGUGUGCAUUUCACUACACGGUGAUGGCCACUUCGUUGAAUGCGCUUCAAGGUGCACAUGUGUUUGAAGAGAUCCCGUGGACGGACGAGGCAUCAUUCAACCAAGUGUCCACUCAGUAUGCUGCCGAGAAUUCCACGUGGUGGAAGCGUUGCCACAGCGAAUAUUGCGACGCGGCGCAAAUUGCGCAAGCUGACAUCUCUGUGACACCGCCAACUGUGAUGUCGAUGGGCGUGUUACUUGGCAAAAAUGAGUCAUCAGUACUGGCAGCGCUGCUUUCGAAACCCCAGACGAUGGUUCAAAGUACCCUGAACGGCUUGACGAUAUCCCGGGUGGACCGACGCGGCAACAACGACGACGACGAUCCAUGGCUCGUGUCUGUUAGAGUAUCGGAUUCGUCCACGUUGGCCACGAUGCGUGCAAACAUUGUUGAAAUCUUCACACAAGAUAGCAGCCAGUCAUUCGGUAUUGCCAGCCCCGCCCCCAACGCCCGCGAGUGGGUUCCAGCGAUGUCGGCAUUGGGUUUCAAGUGGGUGGUUCUCCAAGGGAGCCUGGCAUCGCUUGAUUUGAAGUCGACGUCUCAAGCUGAAGUGUUGUGGCUUGUGGGUCAAAUUCUGACCUUGGAACUCGACUUGUCGUCGCAGUAUUGGUCGGCGCGAAAGCUCAUAACGCCGUUCAAUUGAUCACUUUUUCAACUGUGACUUCGAUGUCACUUUUGCGCCAUUAUUUGAGCGGUAUAGCUAGCUCAUUGAAUGUAUGAUCAACACGC